UAGUACUCGUAUAAUAAUGUUGCUCGUGUGUGCAAUCAACCUGUUAACAGUGGUACGGGCCGCAAGGAUUCUGGGAAUUGUCGCGCUUCCAUCUUACAGUCAUCAAGUGGUAUUUCAGCCACUAUGGCGAGAGCUAUCGAUUCGUGGGCAUCAGGUGACAACGCUUACGACGGAUCCAAUCAAUGAUCCCAAGCUUACAAACCUGACCGAAAUCGAUUUGCACUUCGCCUACGAGACUUGGAAUAAGGAUAUUAUGGUAACCGCGUUAAAAUUUCAAGGAAACUCGAUUGGACUCAUUAAUAAUUUAAUGAAACAAGCAUUUGAUGUUAUUGACGAAGAAUUGCGCCACCCGAAGGUUCAAGCACUGAUACACGGCGACGAUGAGUUUGAUCUUGUAAUAAUCGAGGUGAUCGCGUUGCCUUUCCUCCCCUUUGCUGCAAAGUUCAAAUGUCCAGUGAUUAACAUAAUAUCCUUGGAUAUGUCAUCUCGUUUACAUCAAUUAAUGGGAAAUCCGACGCAUCCCAUAUUAUAUCCGGAUGUGUACUAUCCUUAUGACGAACACUUGACGUUCCGACAAAGGUUGACUAGCGUCAUAAUCACUUGCUUGAUGAACGUGAACGGAAUCCACGCUUAUUUGGCAGCAAACAGCAUGGCGCAAAAGUACUUCGGACCAAAUUACCCGUCUCUGGUCGAUAUCAUAUAUAACGUCAGCAUGAUUUUUGUGAAUACUGACCCGAUCCUCCACAGAGUCAGGCCUUUCGUUCCAACUGUCGUUCAGAUUGGCGGAGGAUCACACUUAAAGCCAGCACGGCUAUUGCCCACCGAUCUGCAAGAACUCCUAGAUAACGCCGAAUCCGGUUUCAUUUACUUUAGUUUGGGUUCGAAUGUCAAAAGCAAGGACAUACCAAUCGAUCUAAGAGAAACAAUACUUGAAACGUUCGCCGAACUACCUUACAUGGUCUUGUGGAAAUUCGAAGCGGAGAACCUACCGAAUAGACCGAAAAACGUGUUCAUAUCAAAAUGGCUACCUCAACAGGAUGUUUUACGUAAGAAACUCGACGACGACCGAAUCAGUGCAUUUUUUGUUGCAGGGCACCGCAACAUAAAACUCUUUGUAACGCAGGGAGGUUUGCAGUCAAUGGAAGAAGCAGUUUAUAGUGGCGUUCCAAUGGUUGUCAUGCCGUUCUUCGCCGACCAAGGUUAUAAUGCUAAGGCGAUCGUAUACAAGGGGAUGGGAUUGUCGGUGGACUACGCGAACUUGAAGAAGGAGGAAUUUCGGGACAAAGUCCUUGAAGUAAUUCGCGAACCGAGGUACCGGAAUAGAGUGAAGGAGUUGGCCCGAUUAGCCUUAGACCAGCCUAUGACGGGAAUGGAGCGUGCCGUAUGGUGGACCGAAUACGUUAUACGCCACAAGGGUGCUGAACACCUGAACAGUCCGAUAAAAGAUUUCCCGUGGUAUAAAUACUUAUUGUUAGAUGUGCUAGUGGUUUUGGUAGCGAGUCUUAUGGUUGUGGUCGGUGGCGUGUACUGUGCACUACGUACUGUUUGGAUAUAUUUUAGGCGGAAUCGAAAGGACAAAGAAAAGAAAACGAAAUAAUGAGAGUUAGCGAUCUAUAUAAUUUAAAACGCACUCGAUUGCCGUUGUUUCUUUAGCAAAAGAUUCAGUAUGACCAACAGUGACCAUGCGAUUAGACAAUAUGAGACAAUUAGUUUUUUUCUAAUUUAUUACACUUACUCGAGCCUAUCCUGACAUUACUCUAUGUCGGAUUUGUAUUACCUUUAAACUUUUAUUUAUGGCUAUUUUGGAUAGAGACUAUUAAAGCAUAAAUGUUUCUCCACUACAAAGCAUCCUCGUAACUUUCAAUAGAUGGCUCCAUCUGUUGUUGGAAGUUAACAACGCAAUUUUACCGCGUAGUGGUUGUAGAUUGUCCACUUUCAUUUUCCUCUUUCUGUCGAGAACCGUAUCCAGAUACACUUCAUUAAAUAAAACAACUGACAAUGUAAGUUAGAACGCAUGGAAUUUUAAUUGCCAUCAUCCAUAUUUAUUAAGCAGUAGAUCAUAUAUCAAGUUCAUCACUCUUUUCAACUUUUGACGUGACAUCAGCUUACUUAUCAUCUUCCGUUGGAUGAAGAUUCGAAACAGUACACAGUAUUUUCGACAGCAAAAAAUCAUUGGCAAUUCAAUGCAAUGCCUUUUGGUCUCUGUAAUGCACCGACAACUUUUCAAAGGCUCAUAAAUUUUACAUUGGAACAGGGCAUAAAAUAACAUGUUAAUUAGGCGACACAAGUGUCGCCCAGUGCUGGGAUUUUGUCGCCCAGUGACUAUGGGUAGUGCCGACAUAUUUUUUUUUAAUGAUUGACAUUCUAAAUAGUAUUCUCAAAGAGUUUAUCUUAUAACGACUUUCCGACGACCAGAAGGAAAUCUGCAGUAGGAUUAAUAGAUUAUUAAAUUCUAAAAAUCCUACUGAGCUUGUGAACGCAGUUCGUGCAGACGUUGAAGGCCUGUUUGGUAAAGACAAAGUAUCAGAUUUCACUGAUGACGUUGUAGGGUUGUUUGCAACUGAACAACUCCCUGCUUCUUCUAGUAUUACAUCAUCUACUGGAAAGUUGUGCCACUUUCUAAAGGUAUCUCAACCUCACUCAAUCUUAAGAAAGUUGGUGCAGUCGUAUAUUUCUCUGACACCGCACAGUGCAGGUCCUGAAAGGGCAGUGUCAGUACAUACGACUUUAAAAUCAAACAAACAAUCUGGCCUGUCACGAGAAGCUCUCAACUCUAGAAUGCGCAUCGCUCUUAAUGGAGUUGGUCUGCUCAAAUAACAUGAGAAAAAAAUAAAACCGAAAUCGACAUAUUUCGGUUUAUCUAGCAUAUCUUCGGAAGUAAUCGGAUUGCAUGAUAAUAACUGUUUAAUUGCUUAACUUUUCCCUAAUUUGGUCAUCGUCGUAUCUUUUAUGGUUUCGGAGAUCCCCAUGAUAACCAUAACAUCCUUAAUAUAAAGUGCAAAAAAGACGAAGGUAAUUAACAACCGUAUGAAAGACGCUGAAUGGGACCAACUAACUGAGGGGUGUAAUGCAAUCGGUGACUAAUCCAUCUUGAAGAACAAACCAUGAGAUCAACGGUCGAGAAUGAGUAAGAAUAUUUUCGCUUUUGAUUGACUGUGUAGGUAUGUGAGGUUAUGUUUGGUGGUUUAGCGUUAAACGGUCGUCCUCCGCUGUUUAAUUAAACCUCCAAUUUAAACAGAGUUUAACGUUAAACCGUAACGGUGUAAUUCAUUAAACUAUGAUUAUUUUAUAGUUUUAAACUCUAAAGUAAUUUACUCGGUUUAAUCCAUGGUUGAACAACCGACCAGUUUACCACUCUAUACUCAACUUUGAAAUCUGAAUUGUCCUUGUUUCGUACUGCUUUGUGUUUCCAUUCCUGCCCUUUUUGCAUCAAAAGUACACACGAAGCCUUUAAUUUGGAGUUAUAAUUUAAUAGUACCGUUUCAAGAGGAACUAUAAUUUACCUUAAAUCCUUUGUAAGAGAUUCAGAAGUUCUCAUAUAAAGGAAUGUUACACAAGGAAAUUGAUGAUGUAAAUUAUAACAGAUUCUCUCGACCUGUGCCGAAUGGAGAAAGAAUAAUUGUAGCUUUACGUGCCAAGUUUAAUGCGCCCUUUCUCUUUGUUUCCUGGAAAAAAGCACGGGAUAUCGCGCAAAGUAGAUGUCAAUAGGUAGUUAUUAUGUGUUUGUUCCUGAAUAUGAAAUAACGCAAGGGCCAGCUAGCCUCCGUGGGAUUGUCGUUUAGAAUACAUAUUUGAUAACACAUUCAAGGAUGAAAAGGAUUAAAGGGUUAUCGAAGCAGUCUCGUCAGCUAAUAACGAGAACAAAUUCUGAGUUGUCUUAUGAUACGGUAUUUACGCCAUCUGUUGCAUGCAUAUUUUAAAAUUUCCUCCAUCGAUGUUUGGUUAUAAACGUACAGAUGCUACGUAGAACAAAUUAGUCGUUAUCAUCCAUUCGCCGAUUUAUGAUCGAGUAUUAUUAUGGCAAAUAAUGGACAAACACGAUACUUUGAAGGACUGAGAAGAUAUGCAAGAUUAUCGGGGUUAAUAUUAACGAAGGAAGUAAACCAUCGUGUUAGUAUCACGUCGUACACCUUUUUGUUAGGGGUUUAUGCGUAUUGCGCUCUAUACUUCGCCCGAAAGUGGAGUUUAGACAAUGACAUCAAAGACCUCAUUUACGCCGCUGGAAUUGCAAAUUGUGCUCCACGUAGUACUAUAAUGAGAAUAUAUAGAUCAAAACUCGCCGAUCUCUUAGUUUCGUUGGAAAAAUCAGCACACAACGCGUACAGAGCUACCGACCUUUCCAGAGAAAUUGAAAAAAGGACAUCAAAAGUGGGUUACAUUAUCUUUCCUCUAGUCGCUAUCUGUUUAACAGUAACCAUACUCCCUUGGUAUUUGCAACACUCGCAUGAAACCCUACCAUUUGGUACUAUGCCUGGAUGGGCGUUAAAUUACAGCUUUACGGGCUGUUUAGUUUUGCAACUCACGGUAAUCGCAUUCUUAUGUUUCGAAUACGUGGUAAUGGACACCAUCAAGUUAAGCAUCAUGAUACAAUUGAAACUUCACUUUAAAUAUCUUAAGUUGAACGUUCAAGAGCUUAUUGCAAACGCAAAGGAAGAAUUUUGCAUGGAGAACCGAUUGGAAAGGUGGUUGAUCUGUCAACGUGAUAUACCUUUCGUAUACUUUCAAAAGCAAUUGAAAAAAGUUGUUGAACAUUAUAAUUUCAUCGUCGAAGUUGCAAGCGAAACUGAAUUGAUAUUUAACAAAUGUGUGCUGGCCAGUUUUAUUAACAUGUCGUUUUUUGCUUGUCUCGCAAUGUUGCGUAUAUCAAACAUGCAGCAAUUUGGCACCGAACAUUUACAACUUUUGUACUAUAUCAUUGGACCUUUGGCACUGUUUUUCGUAGACUGCUAUUUUACACAGGAGGUGAUUACGGAGAAUGAAGCUUUCGCUUAUUCAUUUUACGAAAUUGAUUUUAUCGAAACCAACUUGGCAUUCCAAACAUGUUUAGUUUUAUGUAUAGCAAGAGCUCAGAGGUCAGUUUCAUUCACGAUUGGAAAAUUUGCACCGCUUACGAUGGUUGCAGCAGUUACAAUCCUAAAAGCGUCGUUUUCUUACUACACCCUGUUGGAAAGCCGCCAAGAGAAUUAGACAUUCAUAUGUCUUGGGGAUGAUUCAAUAGUCCGUUUUUAAAUAGCACAGACAAUUGAAAUUUAAAAUCACGUCAGAUUUUAGUAAGUAUGUUGAGAAUUGACCCUACCCCAACGUGCAAUAAUAUUUCGGAAAUAAAAAUCUCAACCGUGUUUAAAAAAGUUGAAUUUACAAUUAAUCAAAUAUUGCUAAUACCAUUAAAAUCCGUCGCACUGUGAUUUCUUGAUGUAAUGUCGGUAAUAUUUGAAUACUUCAAAAUAUGCAAGUGU
Molecule: messenger RNA, 5456 nt
Organism: Photinus pyralis (common eastern firefly)
Lineage: Eukaryota; Metazoa; Arthropoda; Insecta; Coleoptera; Lampyridae
Product: UDP-glucuronosyltransferase 2B1-like
Exons: 9
Coding region: 17-1597 (526 amino acids)
Molecular function (GO): UDP-glycosyltransferase activity
Source: RefSeq, a predicted model, not a curated record